Olea europaea var. sylvestris is the source of this 1065-nucleotide messenger RNA. RefSeq names its product UPF0481 protein At3g47200-like. The coding region runs from base 38 to 796 and encodes 252 amino acids. Lineage: Eukaryota; Viridiplantae; Streptophyta; Magnoliopsida; Lamiales; Oleaceae. The record is from RefSeq and is a predicted model, not a curated record. The transcript is spliced from 2 exons.
UCAGAUUCCAUUUUUCAUCAUUGAUCGUUUGUUCGACAUGAUCAAGAUCAAUGAUCGAGACAGCAUCAAUUCUCUAAUAUGGCCUUUACUACAACAUGGGAUUUUCCCGGUGCAGGAUCUUCCUGAAGCCCGUAUUAAUGGUCGCCAUCUUCUUGGCAUUGUACAUGACAUCCAGUGUUCUUCAUUUGCAAAAAAAUUCUCUCAUUUGCAAUCUGGAAAUACAGAUAACGUGGCGAAUAUAAAUUCAGCUCUAGAGCUUAAAGAGGUAGGGAUUUCCUUCAAAAAGUCGGAAGAUAAGAGUUCAUUUCAUAUUGAAUUCAAUAAAAAGGCAAUGAUCAUUCCAGAAUGGGAAAUUUCUGAUUCAACAGAAUCAUUGUUCCGAAAUCUGAUGGCAUAUGAGUACUACCUCACAGGCAGUCCUCAAAAAUAUGUGACCGACUAUGUAUUCUUUAUGCAUUGUCUCGUCCAUUCCCCUGAAGAUGCAAAACUUCUGCGCCGUUGCGGAAUUAUUAGCAACCUUUUGGGGAGCGAUGAAAUGGUUUUUCAUGUAAUUCACGAGCUAGGCAAGAAUAUCAUAAUUUCUGAUGAGUUUUCGUAUUCUAAUAUUUUCAACAUUGUGAACCAUCAUUGUGGCCACAGAAGGAAUAGAUGGACGGCAAUAUUAAGGCGAAGAUAUUUCAACAGUCCAUGGGCACUCAUUUCAGUAUUUGCUGCUAUUACCUUGCUUGUGCUUGCCACCAUACAGGCUACGUUUGCUAUUCUCUCGUAUUGCAAUGAUCUCAAGAAGGGGACCUGAUUCUAUGUAUUUGAAGCUAGCAACAAUGUAUGGUAACUCCAAUUACUAUCAACUUCAAGGAUGACACAAAGCCUAGAAUAUCCUGAAUUAUAGUAGUGUUUGAAUUUAUACGAUGGCCAGUACAUUGAAUGAAUGCUCAAAAAUCAAGAUUCUACUGAGUUUUAGUGUAAGCAGUAGUGCUAAACCAGGUUUCUGUUUAGUUGUUCCAAGCAGAUAUUAAGGGCCCGUUUGGUAGGGAUUUUGAGAAUUGAUUUUUUGACCGUUAGAAG